CCCUCAGACGGACCCCCCUCAGACAGACGUAGCUUAGAGAAGUUUGGCAAGACAUGAACGCUACUUGUCUUGCAGUUAUUUUAGUUGUUUGCAAGUACGCUCUCUGUAAAGAGUCACACGUCUUUGAUGGAGAUGUUGUUAAUUUCGCUGUUGGGGUCGAUACACUGUUCGUCCUCACAGAUACUCAGCUUCACCAGAUGCGGCUCGACCUCAAUCUAGAGACGCGGAAAGAAAUAUCAAAUGCAACAAUUUCAAACAAACUAGAAGUACUAGUUCCUUUCGUCUAUAACGGCACCUUGAUAACAUGUGGAUCAUACGACUGUGGAUACUGUGAAAUUCUUGACAUAAACAAUAUUUCCAAGACGAUACACAAGGAAACCAUCGGCUUUGGAGCAUACCCAAGCAUCGCGGUCAUUAUUGGCCAUGGAGAUGAUAAAUACUUAUUGGUGGGCAAAAAUGUAGACAAGUCUAAAUAUGACUUCAGUGAUUCGGUAACAUUGCGCAACACAAGAGAUGGACAAAUUGGGGGAAUUUUCUCUAAAACAGAUGUCCAUGGCACGCCGUUCGCAAGCAUUCAGCACAUUAGUGAGACAGAAGUUGAGUUUGUCGAUUGCUUCCAGCAUAUUGCGUCCUCACAGGUGUGUCUAUUUUUGAAUGAAAGGAGGGGUUCCAAUUCGACAGUGAAGCUUUUGAGCCUCGACAGUAACUUCACCAAGAACGGAGAAUACACCAAAGAGGAUAUAUUUACAACUCUCCAAGGUGCCGUCCUGCAGUGCUCUGAAAGCGACGCAGGCAGACAGUGGAAGCUUCUGUCCUCCGCGGUUAUUCCAGGGGAGUCGCCCGCCCUCUGGGCAGGUGUCUUUCAGGUCGAGACGAAUCCCGGAGAAACCGUGGUGGCGAUGUUCGACAUCAGCCGAAAGCGCACAGGAUAUGUUUCAGGUUUCUGUAUCACAGGUGGCGAGUGUCAAGAGCAAGAAGAGCCUCAGGUGCUUAAGGCAGCUGCUGCAGUGUUCAGGGACAGUUCCAUCACAUCUGUUGCUGCUUUGAAGAGCAACUCCUGGAUUGUUCUUUUCGUUGGCACGGGAACUGGACUGCUGAUCAAGGUUGCUAUAGACGAGUCUCUCAAACCUGGCUGCCCCACUGUGUUGUACAAUUCAGAGGAGGAUUGGACAUUUUUACCCAAAAUGCUCUUUGCUCCUGUGAAUCCCACAGACAUUUAUGUGGCUCAGGGAAACCAGAUGAUAAAGGUACCUGUGGCCAGAUGUGGUGUGUAUGAGACUCUGGGGGAGUGCUGGUCGGCCCUGGACCCCUUCUGUGGCUGGUGUGUGUCUCAGAGCAGGUGCUCGUUCCAGCACGACUGUUCCAGCUCUGACUGGGUCUCGGUUCCUGGGACGUCCCCGCUGAGGGACAUUAUGUCUGUCCUCAUGGUCAGAAGCAGCACAGGGCAGGACAUCACAGUGACCGCUGCACCCAACCUGAACGGAGGCAUCCGUUUCUCAUGUGCUUUAGAGAAGUGUGACAGUCCGGGCCCCUCCAACUGCUCCUGCAGCUUCUCUAGUGAGAGCUUCCCUGCUGAAGGACUCAGCCUGAGGGUUACCAUCACAGUCCAGACGGAGUUGCUCACUAAGGACGUGCUUUUGAAAAACUGCUCCAGCAUCACAGGAACGCCAACUUCUGCUUUGUGUAUGGAGUGCUUGUCUGCUGGGUGUGUGUGGUCCCUCUCAGGUGAUGCUUGUACCUGGAGAUCGGCAUCCUCAGAGAACUCAACCAGUGCACAGGAUGUUUGCCAAAACUACACCUCGGGUCAGAACUACUCGACACCAGAGAUUUGGUCUCUGAUACCAGAGAGGGUCUCGCUCCAUGGUGCAUGCUAUGCUCUGAUAACUGGAAGGAACCUGGAAUCAGUCACAAAGAUCCUCUUCCAAGGACUGGACUGCAACCCAAAGGAGUCCCCGGUGUUGUCCCGUUCAGGUAACUCCAGCUUUGUGGAGUCUCUGACAUUCCACAUUCCGAGCGGAACCAAAGGCACAGUGAGAGUGUGUUUGUUGACGCCGGAUGCCCAAUGCCAUGGCAACGCCAAACUCUCCUACGAUUCCCAGAAUGCAUCAUGUGACCUCCUGCUAGACUCCUGGUUCCUGACUCUUCUUCCUCACUGUUACAAAGUUGUUCUUCUCCUCGCUAUUACAUUCUACUUGCUGAAGGCAAAGCCCCUUGGUAAUGAGGGUGAGAACACAUCUGCACGCUACACCAGUGGAACCUCCUAACCAGGAGUCUAUAACUAACUCCUGAUUCUGAUCAGCCCUGAGGAAAUGGCGCCCUCUUCCUGUGAAGCUGGUAUUACUCGAUGAGCCUCACAUCAGCCCCUCUGCUCCAGUGGAAACAAUGAGCCUGGAGGAACCUUAUUGUUCAUUUCAGCUCUAGCUUUUGCUUAUUUUAUGGAUUUUAUGUGUUCUUCAGCUUGCAAAUGCAUGCAGCAGUAAAAUAAUAUUUUCAGUCAUUUUAAAGAAUAUUGUUAAUCAUUUUAAAUAAUAUUGUCAGUUAUUUUAAAGAAUAUUGUUAGUGAUUUUAAACACCCACUCAGACAUUGUAUUACCAGGAACACACAUGUUCUGUCAGAAUCUGACACCCCACAGAAAACAGCAAUGAUAUUAUUAUUUUAUAGGAUAUUAUUGAGCAUGCCGAAAAUGACACAUAUUGAAGAUCAGUACAUGGUUUUGAAGUGGGACAGAUUGAACUAGCUCAUAUUGAAAAGUGUUUGAUGAAGACCAAGAAGGGUGGAAUGUUUCUUGUUUAUUACCCAUUACAUUCAAUGGGAGCUAAAACGCAGUGUUGUGGACAUUCCAUUCUUUUUUUAUCCUGCACCUGCCAAAAUGUGGGAUGUGCACACGGCUACUCUUUGUGUGUGUGUGUGUGUGUGUGUGUGUGUGUGUGUGUGUGUGUGUGUGUCCACCUUUCAGGUGAAAACCUAGAGAGUAAAUAUAAUAAUGUCAAGAACAAAUUAGCCUGUUAGAAAUCGAAAUGGACGUGAAAAGUGUUUAAACACGUCGUAUUUGACCAUCACUGUGGAGAUGCCCGUAAUACAAGUAAACAGCACAGUGUGUGUGUGUGUGUGUGUACGUAGGUAAGAACAA
Sardina pilchardus (European sardine) is the source of this 3131-nucleotide messenger RNA. Its product is annotated as plexin-C1-like. Gene Ontology annotation, molecular function: protein binding; semaphorin receptor activity. Gene Ontology annotation, cellular component: plasma membrane; semaphorin receptor complex. The record is from RefSeq and is a predicted model, not a curated record. The transcript is spliced from 13 exons. Gene Ontology annotation, biological process: semaphorin-plexin signaling pathway involved in axon guidance; regulation of cell migration. The coding region runs from base 54 to 2264 and encodes 736 amino acids. NCBI's taxonomy places the organism in Eukaryota, Metazoa, Chordata, Actinopteri, Clupeiformes, Clupeidae.